Molecule: messenger RNA, 516 nt
Organism: Herpailurus yagouaroundi (jaguarundi)
Lineage: Eukaryota; Metazoa; Chordata; Mammalia; Carnivora; Felidae
Product: otoancorin-like
Exons: 3
Coding region: 53-505 (150 amino acids)
Source: RefSeq, a predicted model, not a curated record
UGACUCUGUUUCAUGGGUCAGUGCAGAAAACUUAUGGAUUUUGGGCAGAUAUAUGGUUCACCUAUCAUUUGAAGAAGUUACGAAAAUUAGUCCUGUAGAAAUUGGGCUGUUUAUCAGCUAUGACAAUGCCACCAAGCAGCUGGACACAGUUUAUGACAUCACCCCUGACCUGGCCCAGGCGUUUCUGGAGAGGAUCAGCUCCUCCAGCUUUGACAUGAGGAAUACCUCCACCAUCCACAGGCUGGGGCUGCUGGUCUGUUUCUACCAUGACCUGGAUUUGCUGGAUGCCGCAGUGGCUCAAGUCCUCCUUCACCAGAUGAUCAAGUGCAGCCAUCUGAGGGGCUUCCAGGCUGGGGUUCAGAAGGUGCGGAUGGGGCAGGCUGGGGAAAUGGCUGGAGAAUUGGGGAGCACAGUCCUGCCUGGCCUUCGAGAAAAAAUAUGUGGGGUUAAUCGGGAUCUGGGUCCACCCACAGCAGAUGGCAUCCCAUCCCAAAUCCUGGGAUGAGCUUCAACAGU